UAGAGGCCUCAUGCUAAAACUGUUCAAUAUUUUUAAAAAUGACAACUUAAAAAUUCUGAAAAUAAUGUAAAUAUUCAAAUUGUCCUUCUAGGUUACAAAUUACAAAGCACCAACCAUGUUUUUAUUAUUAGUAUGCCCAGCAGGCAGCUUCGUUCGCUCAUUGAUUGGCGGUCAGUCGUCGCGGUUACUCCAGCUCCAGCUCCUCCUCCCACGUGAAACCACAGAAAAGAUGUCCACUUCAGGUUCCAAUGCCAAGCGGGUUCUGUCCAUCCAGAGUCAUGUGGUCCAUGGCUAUGUGGGCAACAAGGUGGCCACCUAUCCCCUGCAGCUACUGGGCUUCGAUGUGGACCCACUCAACUCGGUGCAGUUUUCCAAUCACACGGGCUACAAGAGCUUCAAGGGACCCGUUUCCAACGAGAAGGAAUUGGCCACAAUUUUCGAGGGUCUGGAGGAGAACGAACUGCUGCCACAGUACUCUCACCUGCUGACAGGUUAUAUCGGAAAUCCCCUGUUCCUGCGCCAGGUGGGCAUCAUUGUGCAGAAACUGCGCCAGGCUAAUCCCAAACUGGUCUACGUCUGCGAUCCCGUGAUGGGCGACAACGGGCAGCUGUAUGUACCCAAGGAGCUGCUGCCCGUGUAUCGUGAUGAAAUUAUUCCCCUGGCGGACAUCAUCACGCCCAACCAGUACGAGGUGGAACUCCUCACAGAGAAGGAGGUGCGCAGCGAGGCUGCCGUUUGGGAGGCAAUGGAUUGGUUCCACAAGCGCGGCAUCAAGACGGUGGUCAUUUCCAGCAGCGAUCUUGGCCAACCGGGCGUACUGCGCGCCUUCCUCAGCCAGCUGGAUGGUCCCCGUCUGGCCAUCGAUAUACCCAAGCAGGGUGGCAAGGAUCUGGUCUUUACCGGCACCGGUGAUCUCUUCGCCUCGCUCUUCCUGGCCCACAGCCAUGAAAGCAGCGAUGUCGCCGCCGUCUUUGAAAAGACCAUUGCCAGUCUCCAAGCGGUGAUCAAGCGCACGGUGGCGGCAUUGCCCAAUGGAGGAAACGGUCCAGUGAAGGCCACUGAAAGGGAGCUGAGGCUAGUGCAGUCCAAGGCGGAGAUUGAACAGCCCCAGGUAGUGCUCAGGGCGCAGCGACUUAACUAGAAAGGAAGAGCACGAGCACAGGCCCGGGUCAACGAUUACCUUAAUUAUAGUACAUAUUAUACUUGUUCACGGACAAUAAUCUUUUGAUACCUUGAGAUCAGCAUUGUUAUAGGAAAAUAUACAUAUUAACAUUAUAAAUCAAAAAAUGAAAAGUAAACUCACCAUAAACAUGCUCUUUGAUACCUUAAGUUCAACAUUUUAUACGCAUGAUUAUAGCAAUUACUUAUACAAAUAUACAAAUCAAAGUGUCAGCUAUUAA
Molecule: messenger RNA, 1400 nt
Organism: Drosophila kikkawai
Lineage: Eukaryota; Metazoa; Arthropoda; Insecta; Diptera; Drosophilidae
Gene: Pdxk
Product: pyridoxal kinase
Biological process (GO): pyridoxal 5'-phosphate salvage
Cellular component (GO): cytosol
Molecular function (GO): pyridoxal kinase activity
Source: RefSeq, a predicted model, not a curated record